Messenger RNA from Impatiens glandulifera, 2032 nucleotides. Its product is annotated as 2,3-bisphosphoglycerate-independent phosphoglycerate mutase. The record is from RefSeq and is a predicted model, not a curated record. The transcript is spliced from 7 exons. The coding region runs from base 93 to 1772 and encodes 559 amino acids. Gene Ontology annotation, cellular component: cytoplasm. Gene Ontology annotation, biological process: glucose catabolic process. Lineage: Eukaryota; Viridiplantae; Streptophyta; Magnoliopsida; Ericales; Balsaminaceae. Gene Ontology annotation, molecular function: manganese ion binding.
GCAUAUGCCAUUUGACCCAAUAUUGAUUUUCUGGAUCUGCAAAUUCUAACGCCGCGCGAUCGGAGAUUGUUAAGAGAGAAGAAGAAUCGAAAAUGGGUAGUUCUGGAUUCUCAUGGAAACUGGCCGAUCAUCCUAAGCUUCCUAAGGGAAAGACCAUCGCUUUGAUUGUUUUGGAUGGUUGGGGCGAAGCUAAAGCCAAUAAAUACAACUGUAUCCAUGUCGCCGAGACCCCUACAAUGGAUUCUCUGAAGCAGGGAGCUCCAGAUAGAUGGAGAUUAGUUAGGGCACAUGGAAAGGCUGUUGGGCUUCCUACUGAGGAUGAUAUGGGUAACAGUGAAGUGGGUCACAAUGCUCUUGGUGCUGGACGGAUUUAUGCUCAAGGGGCCAAGCUUGUUGAUCUUGCUCUUGCAUCUGGUAAGAUCUAUGAUGGAGAAGGAUUUGCUUAUAUUAAGCAGUCAUUUGAAACUGGUACAUUGCAUCUCAUUACUUUGUUGAGUGAUGGUGGUGUUCAUUCUCGAAUUGAUCAAUUGCUGCUUUUGCUAAAGGGUGCUGCUGAUAAAGGUGCCAAGAGGAUCCGAGUUCAUAUCCUCACUGACGGUCGUGAUGUCUUGGAUGGUUCGAGUAUAGGCUUUGUCGAAACACUUGAGGCUGAUCUAUCUGCACUGCGCAGUAAAGGCGUCGAUGCCCAGAUUGCAUCGGGUGGUGGUCGAAUGUAUGUUACAAUGGAUCGAUAUGAGAAUGAUUGGAGUGUUGUGAAACGUGGGUGGGAUGCUCAAGUUCUUGGUGAGGCUCCUCAUAAAUUCAAGAACGCAGUUGAAGCUGUGAAGAAAUUGAGGGAGAUUCCAAAGGCAAACGAUCAAUAUCUUGAGCCCUUUGUGAUUGUUGACGAACAAGGGAAAGCUGUUGGUCCGAUUGUUGAUGGAGAUGCAGUUGUGACUUGCAAUUUCCGAGCUGACAGAAUGACUAUGCUGGCUAAAGCUCUUGAAUAUGAAGAUUUCAACAUAUUUGAUCGCGUUCGUUUCCCUAAAAUUAAUUAUGCUGGUAUGCUUCAGUAUGACGGGGAACUAAAGCUUCCCAGCAAAUACCUUGUUUCUCCACCGGAGAUUGAGAGAACUUCUGGUGAAUAUUUGGUCCACAAUGGGGUUCACACUUUUGCUUGCAGUGAGACUGUGAAGUUUGGUCAUGUUACCUUCUUUUGGAAUGGGAAUCGUUCUGGAUACUUUAAUGAAGAGAUGGAAGAGUAUGUUGAGAUUCCAAGUGAUUCUGGAAUCACAUUUAAUGUUAAGCCUAAGAUGAAGGCUGUUGAGAUUGCUGAGAAGGCUAGGGAUGCUAUUCUAAGCGGCAAAUUUCACCAGGUUCGUGUCAACCUUCCUAAUGGUGACAUGGUGGGACACACUGGUGAUAUUGAUGCCACCGUUGUUGCUUGCAAAGCUGCAGAUGAAGCUGUCAAGAUUAUACUUGAUGCAAUUGAGCAAGUGGGAGGAAUAUAUGUGGUUACUGCCGAUCAUGGAAACGCAGAAGACAUGGUAAAGAGGAACAAGAAGGGAGAGCCAGAUCUUGAUAAAAAUGGAAAUGUUCAAAUUUUGACCUCUCACACUCUUGAACCUGUGCCUAUUGCAAUUGGAGGGCCAGGUUUGGCGGCUGGUGUGAGGUACAGGAAGGAUGUUCCAACUGGAGGACUUGCAAAUGUGGCUGCGACAGUGAUCAAUCUCCAUGGAUUUGAGGCACCUAGUGACUAUGAAACUACCCUAAUUGAGGUGGUCGACAACUAAAACCACAAAGCCAAAACAGACCAUCUUCGAGAAAGAAGGGUUUUUGACUUCUGUGUUAUUUUGUUCAUUUUUGUCUACUGAAAAUUUUAGCCUGUUGCGGUUCUUGUUAGGUCAAGAAUAAAUAAUGGAACUCAUCCUUAUUAUCGACCAAAACUUGAUCAAAAAAGAAGGAAGAACUUAUUCUUCUUCUUAUGAUAUUUAAUCAUUAGUUGGAACUAAAACUAUUAAAUGUUGGAAUGAGUUUUUUUUCUCUUUCCUUU